Messenger RNA from Sander lucioperca (pikeperch), 861 nucleotides. RefSeq names its product tissue factor pathway inhibitor 2 (gene tfpi2). Gene Ontology annotation, molecular function: serine-type endopeptidase inhibitor activity. Gene Ontology annotation, biological process: negative regulation of peptidase activity. The coding region runs from base 47 to 775 and encodes 242 amino acids. Gene Ontology annotation, cellular component: extracellular region. The record is from RefSeq and is a predicted model, not a curated record. The transcript has 5 exons. NCBI's taxonomy places the organism in Eukaryota, Metazoa, Chordata, Actinopteri, Perciformes, Percidae.
CCCUGGGAAACACUUCACUAUAAAGCUGCAGCUGUAUGUGGCUGGGAUGGUCGGCAAAGCGGAAAAGACUGGUGUUGGAGCAAAAAUUGGCACAAUGGAGUUUUGCAUAUUAGCACUGUUGACACUUUUCUCCUCGUUUUACAACGGGUUGGCGUUGUCACCUAAAGGCGUUUGUCUUCUUCAAGUGGACGAGGGACCUUGCAGGGCACAAAUUGAGCGCUACCACUACAACACUAUUACCCAAAAGUGCGAGAUUUUCUACUAUGGUGGGUGCCAAGGGAAUGCCAAUAACUUCAAGAGUUAUCACGAGUGCCAGAAAACAUGUUUCAGAAUCCCAAAGGUUCCUCAAAUCUGCAGGUUUCCUAAAGAGGAGGGACCCUGCCGGGCCCUCUUUCGCCGCUACUUCUUCAACAUGACCACCAUGCAGUGUGAGCUCUUUCAUUACGGUGGCUGCCAGGGCAAUUCUAAUCGCUUCCAAGACCUCACCUCUUGUAAGGAGUACUGCAGUCCACAAAAAACUGUUCCUGUGCUCUGCCUGGAUCCUCUGGACAAAGGGAGGUGUUCAGCCUCCAUUCCUCGGUAUUACUACAACACAGCCACCAAGAUGUGCGAGGAGUUCAUCUACUCAGGCUGCGGAGGGAGCAGCAACAACUUUGUCUCGAAGCACAACUGCAUGGACGUGUGUGCUAAAGGAGGGAAAAAACACACAAGCCAUGGAAAAGGUCGUCGCAUGAGACAGAAUAGAAAUAAUCGCAUCACUUUCUUGCAGGCGUAGACGUCUGGCACUCAGGGAUUCUCACUUGGACAAGCCCUAAAUGGAAACUAACAUUUAAUAAACUGACUGUUAUGUCAAAAUUCUGA